Acanthopagrus latus (yellowfin seabream) is the source of this 2774-nucleotide messenger RNA. Its product is annotated as beta-1,3-galactosyl-O-glycosyl-glycoprotein beta-1,6-N-acetylglucosaminyltransferase-like. Gene Ontology annotation, molecular function: beta-1,3-galactosyl-O-glycosyl-glycoprotein beta-1,6-N-acetylglucosaminyltransferase activity. The transcript has 5 exons. NCBI's taxonomy places the organism in Eukaryota, Metazoa, Chordata, Actinopteri, Spariformes, Sparidae. Gene Ontology annotation, cellular component: membrane. Bases 1159 to 2448 code for a protein of 429 amino acids. The record is from RefSeq and is a predicted model, not a curated record.
AGAUGGUGCUCAUUAGCAUUUAAAGGUGCAGGCACAGAAACAGCCUGCUCUCAGUAGAGCUAUUCAGGACCACGGAUGGGUUUGGGGUAAUACAUUUCGAAUACAAUGUUGUUGGACCUCUGACAGAAGUGUGAAAUUUAUGAAAAACAGUAUAAUAUGGGACCUGUAAAGCUAGUAUACUGUUUUCUUUCGUCUUUUACAAACAAAUACUCUUCCUAUAAUUAAUUACAUAUGUUAUAAUAACUCAAGUAAGUUUGUAUUCUCAAAGUCCUAAUGCAUCAUGUGGCUCUGAGCAGGUAAAUCUCUUACAGAGAGGAGCUGUGCUCCAGGCUGAGCAGGUUUAAUUGGUGAAAUAUGCUGAUAAACCAGAUCAACUGCAACCAGCAGGUUUAGAGACGUCAGGCAGCAGUUAGAGACCAUUCAGAUCUGAUAUGACGCUGGUAAAGUCACAGUAUGCUGUAAGCUGAACUUUGCUACUUAGAGAAGAAAUAGUGAUAGAGGCGAAUAGUGAAUGGCCAACUGGUGAGUUUUUUGGGUUGGGUUUGUGUUCGAAAAUGGAAGAUAAUGGUUCAUUACAGACGUUAAUGAGAAUUCAAAGGGAACAAGGAGUGAAUAUAUUCAUAGGGCUCUUUUUUUACCCGCAAUAAAUUACAUAUUACUAGUAGUAAUAGAGUGAAAGAUUACUCAUUACACUCCUUUUUAGUUGCUUACAAAAGAAAUGCCAAAACAAUGUAUAUAGAAUGACUUCACAUCAGCCCAUUUCUAUGAGUAUCAUGACAAAUGUCACAUUGUUGCAUCUUGUUUAGAGGCUUAUUAUUAGAAAUCAUCUCAACAUGAGAAGCAAUUACUGAGCAGUGGAACAUUAGCCAAUUCGAAACAAUUAAAAUUGAUAUAGUCUUUUUUAUCAUCAUCAAAAUAUAUGUGACAAUCUGUCCCUGUUUUCUCAACAAAAAGAGUCACAGAAAACUCCACCCCCUUCGGUUUAACUCAUGUAUAUUGCAUAGUUCCCAGUGCUGGGCCUGCAUUUCAGGUUUAGAUUCCAAGAGAGGGGGCAAUGAGGAAUUACCAUUCCAGUCAGAUGUGCUGCUUACAGAGUCACAGAAGCAAUAACAGAACUCACAUUGUACAAACAUCUCAGUUGAAAUCCUGUCUCUGAGAAUGAGGCUAGUGAAACGACGCCUCCUGAAAUUGUUGCUGCUCAGUGUUGUACUGGGCUCACUAUGCAUGCUUUGGGUCAGUCGCCCCAAAAUGAGCUGGAAUCCAAGCUACAUUAUGGGAUACAGCUGGCUGGAGUACACAAAUGAGGAUGGCGGCCCAGAGAAAGUGUGUAACUGUUCUGCUAUCCUGCGAGGAGAGACGGGAGCACUUGAGCAGGCCAAACUACUGACCAUCACUAAAGACUUCAAGGAGAGUGUUCAGAUCCCUGAUGAGUAUUAUAUCAAUGCAACUCAAGACUGCAGUCAGUUCAAGUUAAGCAGGAAAUACUUACCAUACCCACUGAGCCAGGAGGAAGAGGACUUCCCUCUGGCGUAUUCAAUGGUUGUCCAUCAUAAGGUGCAGAACUUUGAGCGACUGCUUCGAGCCAUCUAUUCACCUCAAAAUAUUUAUUGUGUCCAUGUGGACAAAAAUUCAGACACCUCAUUCUUCUCUGCCAUCAUGGGCAUUACUUCCUGUUUCCCGAAUGUCUUCAUGGUCAGCAAGCCUGUGAGCGUGGUCUAUGCUGCCUGGCCACGAGUCCAGGCUGACCUUAACUGUAUGGCUGAUCUUUAUGAUGCCAGCACAAGAUGGAAAUACUUCAUCAACCUCUGUGGUCAGGAUUUCCCACUGAAAACCAACUUGGAGAUUGUACAGAUGUUGCGUUCACUGAGGGGCGGUAACAGCAUGGAGUCGGAACAAAUCGGAGAAAAGAAGUGGAGGGUGACAAAUUCUUUCCAGAUAGUUGAUGGACAAAUCCAGGUGACAGGAAAUGUGAAGGACCCACCUCCAUUCAACCUGCCUAUUAUGUCAGGAAAUGCCUACAUUGUGGUGAGCAGAGGCUACAUCCGCAGCGUGCUGGAGGACAGCCGAAUACAGGCUCUAAUUGAGUGGGCCAAAGACACCUACAGUCCUGAUGAGUUCCUCUGGGCAACUAUUCAACGGAUCCCUGGUGUCCCUGGAUCAACUUGGCCCAACUCCAAAUAUGACAUGACAGACAUCAAUGCUAUUGCACGGCUGGUGAAGUGGUGGUCGCAUGAGGGGUCACAGGGGUCAAUGGAUGCAGCGUACCCAGAGUGUCAUGGCAACCAUGUCCGGUCAAUAUGUGUGUAUGGUGCUGGAGACCUACCGUGGCUGCUUGAACAACAUCACCUCUUUGCCAAUAAGUUUGACACAGACACAGAUCCCAUUGCUGUCUACUGCUUGGAGAAGUACCUGAGACAAAAGGCACUGGCUGAAUUACAUUGGAUGUAGAUUGAGAUUUUGCUGCACAAAUAAUGAAAAUGAAUCUAUUUAUGUAAAAUAAAGCAAUACAUUUUUUUACACAACAAAAUAAUUGAUUAUUGUGAUUAAUUGCACAUUAUCAGGCCCAGCACUACCGAUCUUUAUUCUUCUCUAAGUCUUUUCUUUGUUGCCAUUACAUUCAAAUGUGUUUUCAAGAAAUUACAUCCCAUCUGAAGAUACUGAACCUUGAACUUGCUCCUGAUGUGCAGUUGGCACCUUGCAUGGCAGCCUCUGCCAUUAGUGAAGGGCCCUGCGAUGAGCUGGCAUCUUGUUCAGGGUGCUGCCCUCGCACGGAG